Messenger RNA from Alternaria postmessia, 1692 nucleotides. RefSeq lists its product as uncharacterized. The coding region runs from base 1 to 1692 and encodes 563 amino acids. Gene Ontology annotation, cellular component: membrane. The record is from RefSeq and is a predicted model, not a curated record. Lineage: Eukaryota; Fungi; Ascomycota; Dothideomycetes; Pleosporales; Pleosporaceae. The transcript has 3 exons. Gene Ontology annotation, molecular function: amino acid transmembrane transporter activity. Gene Ontology annotation, biological process: amino acid transmembrane transport.
AUGUCGGUCAACGACUACGAGAAACAGCAGUAUGCUGUCGCUGGCGAGACGCCUUCUGACCAUGCUGUUGGAGACGUCACCGAUACCAAAGGCAAUGCCAUCAACGAGGCCGCUGGUGUGUACGGCUCAGUUCAGAAAGCCGAGGACUAUGGCUACGUUCAGAGAGGCCUCAAGUCGCGCCACAUCCAGUUCAUCGCACUCGGAGGUACCAUCGGUACCGGUCUGUUCCUCGGUAUCGGUAAAGCUUUCGCCAACGCUGGUCCUGUCUCUGUCCUCCUUGGUUACACCAUUACAGGUGUUGCUGUCUUCGGUAUGAUGCAAUGCCUCGGUGAGAUGGCCACUUGGCUUCCCCUACCCGGUGCUAUUCCCCAGUAUGCUGCUCGCUAUGCGGAUCCUGCUCUUGGUUUUGCCGUCGGUUGGAACAAUUGGUACAACAGCUCUAUCACGCUCUGCGCUGAGAUCUCUGCUGCCGCUCUGCUUAUCAACUUCUGGGAUCAAGAAGAGAAGUACAACCCUGCCAUAUGGAUCUCCAUCAUCAUUGUCAUCAUCGUCUUUCUUAACAUCUUCGCUGUUUCGAUUUACGGAGAAGCUGAAUUCAUAUUCGCGUCCAUAAAGAUUAUAACGAUCCUGGGACUGCUCAUUGCUGGUCUGGUCAUCAUGCUUGGUGGAGGACCAGACCAUGACAGGCGAGGGUUCCGCUAUUGGAAAGAGGGCGCUAUGAAGGAAUACGUUGGUACUGGUAGUACUGGUCGCUUCACCGGUCUUUGGUCUACCCUUGUCAACGCUGCGUUCUCUUACGGUGGUGUUGAAAUGGUUGCAGUUGCUGCUGGUGAAGCCGCCAACCCUCGCAAGAACAUUCCCAAGGCCGUUCGACGUGUCUUCUGGCGCAUCCUGUUCUUCUAUGUUCUAGGAUCGUUCAUCAUCGGUACCACCAUCAGCUCGAACGACCCUCAACUUACCGAUGACAACGCCAAAGGUGCCCAGUCAUCGCCUUGGGUCAUUGCGAUGAAGAAUGCUGGUAUUCCAGUUCUUCCCCAUAUCGUCAACGCUGUCAUCUUGACUUCCGCUACCUCUUCCGGCAAUGCUUUCCUGUACACCGGUUCCCGUUAUCUCUUCAGUAUUGCCCAAAACGGCCAGGCUCCCCAGUUCCUUCUCAGGUGCAACAAGAAGGGUGUACCAAUCUACGCUGUCGCAGUUACUGCCUCCAUCUCCCUACUCACAUACAUGAGUGUCAGCGCUGGUGCCAACAAGGUGUUCGGGUGGUUCCAAAACUUAACCACAAUCGCAUCGCUCUUCACCUGGUGCACUGUCACGUACACAUACACUCGGUUCCGGAAAGCAUGCAUUGCCCAGAACGUUGAUCGCAGCACCAUGGUCUUCGCGAGCAAAUGGCAACCUUACGUCGCAUGGACUGCCUUUACCUACUUCGCUCUCAUCAUUCUCUUCAAUGGCUUCAAGGUUUUCACCACCACACCUUGGGGACCCGAUGAGUUGACCGACUUCUUCACAGCAUACAUUGGUGUUGCGAUCUUCGGUCUCUUGUUUGCGUUCUGGAAAGUCUUCAAAAGGACCAAGAUGGUCAACCCAGCGGAGGCAGAUAUUUGGAGCGGUAAAGCGGCACUUGAUGCGGAGGUUUGGCCUGAGCAGAUCCCGCGUAACGCACUUGAGAGAUUUUGGUUCUGGUUAUGUUGA